AUGGACCUUAUUACUGGACGUGUCAUGUCCGAUAUAAGCUCUUCCCCUUGGAGACGCUUUCUCCAGAACGUCGACAAUUACUAUCACAAAAUUGGACUCCGUAACCGCGGCCAGCAUCAUGAUCCUAUCUUCUAUCCAACUUUCGACAUCGGAGAGCUUCCUAAUAGCUAUAAGCUAUCCGGGGAACUACCUGGCGUACAGAAACAAGACGUCAAAAUAGAGUUCACCGGUCCACGAUCUAUUCAUAUUGAUGGGACAACAUAUGCAUCCCAUACUUAUGACUCUAGCUCUAGUCGGAGUGAUAUUGGUGACCACGAGGCUGCUCAAAAGCGACAAGAUGGGAGCACAGUCAAUCAAGUAGAGUCAUCUAUCACUCAGAGCGAACCUACAACGAGCCUUGAUCACCAAGGAAUAGCCAAGUUCUGGUCUGCAGAAAAAGGUGUUGGACGAUUUAGUCGAACUUUCUCAUUUCCCACGGAGAUCCAGAAAGCAGGAUCUCGGGCAUCGCUGAAGGACGGCAUUCUGAGCAUACAGCCCGAACUCAAUUUGAUAUUCUUGUUUGUUCCCUAA
[Torrubiella] hemipterigena is the source of this 570-nucleotide messenger RNA. The record is from the annotation of a GenBank genome assembly. Lineage: Eukaryota; Fungi; Ascomycota; Sordariomycetes; Hypocreales; Clavicipitaceae.